CCUCGACAGAGACCAUUUCAAUCUAAUUCUAUCCCCUCACCCCCAAAUCAUCCCAAAAUCUUAAUUAUCUAACUAAUUAACAAACCCCCGUGCUAGCUAGCCCCCUCUCCCCUCUAUAUAAGCCCCUCCAUUGCUUCGCCUCCCAAGAAGAAGAAGAGAUCAUAUUUAGCUAUAUCUCUAGCUAGCUGCGUCUCGUCUUCUCCAAGCUAUUGUUACUUAGCUAGCUUUAGCUAGGAGAGUAAAAGAUCGAGUGAUCAUUAGUGAGUUUGAUUAGUUGAUUUUGUUGGGGUUGAGAUCGAAGAGAUCGAUGGCCGGGCUGAGGGAGAUGGAGUCGACGCUGCCGCCGGGGUUCAGAUUCUGCCCCAGCGACGAGGAGCUCAUCUGCUUCUACCUCCGCAACAAGGUCGCCAACCACCGCGUCGCCUCCGGCACCCUCGUCGACGUCGACCUUCACGCCCGCGAGCCAUGGGAGCUUCCCGAGGUGGCUAAGCUCACUGCAGAGGAGUGGUACUUCUUCAGCUUCAGAGACCGGAAAUAUGCGACAGGGUCACGGACGAACCGUGCGACCAAGACAGGUUACUGGAAGGCCACGGGGAAGGACCGGAUUGUCCAUGAGGGUACAACACGAGCGGUGGUCGGGAUGAGGAAGACGCUGGUUUUUUACCUCGGCCGUGCCCCUAAUGGGCAAAAGACGACAUGGGUCAUGCAUGAGUUCCGCCUUGAAACACCUAACUCCCAACCUAAGGAGGAUUGGGUGCUAUGUAGGGUGUUUGACAAGAAGAAGCCAUCGACAAUAGAAGCCGAGGGUGGCGGAAGCAGUGGCAGCGACCUUUUCAUUCCCGGUGCCACCGAUGGCUCUACUGACCCCUCCUCGCCGACGACGAUGGCACCUCUCCUUGGCUCAUCGCCCGAUCCGACAGUGGUGGACAGGUUCGACCACCGGUCAGCGGCGGUGCCACCAUUAAUGGUACUCAUGCAAGGUGGUGGGGACCAAAUGAUCAGUGGUAGCGGUGUCCACUGCAGCAACAACGACAACUCCGGUAGUAGCAGCGCACUGCUUAACCUGACGAUGCUGCAAUACAGCUUCCUAGAACAUCGGCCAACUGGUGACGACAUGGCGGUGGGGGCCCACUUUGGAACAUGCCAGGGUGGCAACAACGAUGCCACGAUGGCACUUGGGAUGGGGUUUGAGGAGCAUGGCAUGGGAGAGAUCAUAGAGAUGGAACCAGCAUGGCGCCAAGGUGGUAGCAACUGCGUGUACAGGGACGAGCUCUACUUCUAGCAGAAGUAGUACAAUGGAUUAAUAUUAAUGAUUUGCAUGUGUUAGAGUUCAGUUAAAUUCAGAAAAUAUGUAGAGCUUAGAAGAGGUUUGCUAGUUUGUGAUUAGAGUGUGAUUAUUAAUUAAGGUGGAGUUAAUUAAGGGGUCGAUUAGUUCGAGUGGUCGUGAUAUGAAAAUAUUUGUGUAAUUACUCAGUUUGUAGGUGAGCCAUAUAUCAAACAACUUUAGGGAAAGGGGAUGAUCAAGAAUUCAGAACCAGGAUGAAUUUGAUAUUCUUGUACUUUAAAAAAUGUAAUGAUGGGAAUAAUAUUUAAAUCUGAUUGAGCCAAGCUCUUCAGGAAGAGAGAAUAUAUUUUCUGCCACUGAGUUCACUUUGUUCAA
This is a messenger RNA of Oryza sativa Japonica Group (Japanese rice), 1660 nucleotides long. Its product is annotated as protein CUP-SHAPED COTYLEDON 1. Gene Ontology annotation, molecular function: DNA binding. The record is from RefSeq and is a predicted model, not a curated record. NCBI's taxonomy places the organism in Eukaryota, Viridiplantae, Streptophyta, Magnoliopsida, Poales, Poaceae. Gene Ontology annotation, biological process: regulation of DNA-templated transcription.